This is a messenger RNA of Anopheles nili, 826 nucleotides long. RefSeq names its product enoyl-CoA delta isomerase 2 (gene Dci). Lineage: Eukaryota; Metazoa; Arthropoda; Insecta; Diptera; Culicidae. The transcript has a single exon. The record is from RefSeq and is a predicted model, not a curated record. Bases 1 to 789 code for a protein of 262 amino acids.
AUGUCCAGCGAAAAACAACUCACCCAUUUGAAGCUAGAACGCUUCGGAACCGUGUUGCGUGUAACGAUCAACAAUCCGCGCAAAAAGAAUGCCCUCAACAGGCAAGCAUACCAGGACCUCGCCGAUACCUUGAAUUCAGCGAACCACGAUGAAAGUGUUAACGUGGUUGUUUUAACCGGAUCGGGCGACUUCUACAGCUCCGGUAACGACAUGGUGUCAGCAGCCACGGAAGAAGGAUCUAUCGAAGAACGGCUUGCACGAGGAAAUGCUAUUUUGCGCGACAUGGUCCGAGCGUUCAUCUCGUUCGACAAACUGUUGAUUGCUAUCAUAAAUGGACCGGCCAUUGGUAUUGCAGCCACCACCGCGCUCCUGUGUGACGUUGUUUACAUGGCAGAAACGGCCUAUUUCUACACUCCAUUCACCAAGCUGGGCCUUUGCGCUGAGGGGUGCUCGUCGUACUCGUUUCCAUUGCUUAUGGGUCGAAGCAAGGCGUCCGAAAUGCUUCUGCUAAACCAUCGGAUGUCUGCGCAGGAGGCACUGAGCUACAACGUAGUGGCAGCUGUGGUCAAACGCGAUGAAAUCGAGACCAAGUUGUGGCCCCAGAUACUGGAGCACGGCAAACUUCCGAUUGGGUCGAUUAAGGCCGGCAAAAUGUUGAUAAAUCGAUUCCAGCGCGAAAAGCUGCACGAGGCGAACGAUCGUGAAACCGAGGCUCUAAUGGAUCGCUACCAAACCGAGGAAUCCCUGAAUGCUAUUAUGGAGUUUAUGAUGCGAAAAAGCAAAAUGUAACCAGUCAUCGUGACAUGAUUCGAAUGUAUGAAAUACA